GUUGGGUUUUGUAUUUUUGUGAAGUCGAAAGUGAGUUCAUUUUGGCGCGGCUGGUAAGAAUCAGAGUUUUGAAGAAUAGAAUAGAUUGAACUAAAUUAUCAUAAUUUAGUUGUAUGGUGAUCAAAUACAGUAAUUUGUUUGGAUAUUCAUUAAUUACUUGGUAAAUUCAGUCAUUUACUUGUUGCACUGUUUGUGGAGGAAAACGUCAGCAUCCUACUUUUAAGGUUACCGUGAGUGAGUGAGAGUAGGCUAUAAGUUCAUUGUGAUAUCGUAUGUUAUUUUAAAUCAAGAAAAGCUGUUUUUAUGUGAUUGGAAGUUAUUGCAUGGUUUCUAUUUUGAACAUGGCUAAAGUUCAGCUGGGAAAUGUUGUUGUUUUGGAUAAUCCAUCACCAUUUUUGAAUCCAUUUCAAUUUGAACUAACAUUUGAGUGCAUUGAAGAACUGAAAGAAGAUUUAGAAUGGAAGAUGAUUUAUGUUGGAUCUGCUGAGAGCGAAGACUAUGAUCAAAUUCUAGAUACAAUCUAUGUUGGACCGAUACCAGAAGGAAGACAUAUGUUUGUUUUUCAAGCAGAUCCACCAGAUGUCUCCAAAAUCCCUGUGGCAGAUGCUUUGGGUGUGACAGUGGUUCUUCUCACAUGUAGUUAUAGAGGACAGGAGUUUGUCAGAGUCGGGUACUUCAUCAACAAUGAGUACACAGAUCCUGAACUAAGAGAGAACCCUCCGGCUGUCCCACAGUUUGACAAGGUAGUGAGAAACAUUCUUGGAUCUGAACCCCGAGUAACUCGUUUCAAGAUAAACUGGGAUGACUCUGAGACACAGAUGAAGACGUCAACUGAGGAAGAGCAGCAGCAACAAGAACAGCCAACAGUCAAUGUGGGGUUCAAUGAGAACAGUUGCAGCCAAAGUGCGAUGGAAGUGAUAUGAACAUGGUCAAAUAAAGUUUCUUUAACAUCUUCCAAAAUGAACAUUCAAAUUUAAAUGAGUGAUAAUAGUUUGGAGUGAUUGUUCUGAUUAGACUGAUAUUUGUACAGCACAAGCCUUAAGACUAACGCGGUCAGUCCAUGGAAUCUACGUUUGGUUGACUGAGCAAAUGACAUCCAUGCCAAAGCUGCUAACUAUGAUUAUCUGUAUGUAAUCUUUUUCUAGGCUAAAGGUACUUUAAGGUGUAUUUUAAAAAUAUAGAUGAUUUUUCAAUGAAA
Homalodisca vitripennis (glassy-winged sharpshooter) is the source of this 1198-nucleotide messenger RNA. It is a transcript of the gene asf1, whose product is annotated as histone chaperone asf1. The record is from RefSeq and is a predicted model, not a curated record. Gene Ontology annotation, cellular component: nucleus. Gene Ontology annotation, biological process: DNA replication-dependent chromatin assembly. Gene Ontology annotation, molecular function: histone binding. The transcript is spliced from 6 exons. Bases 324 to 923 code for a protein of 199 amino acids. NCBI's taxonomy places the organism in Eukaryota, Metazoa, Arthropoda, Insecta, Hemiptera, Cicadellidae.